This is a messenger RNA of Oldenlandia corymbosa var. corymbosa, 5164 nucleotides long. The record is from the annotation of a GenBank genome assembly. Lineage: Eukaryota; Viridiplantae; Streptophyta; Magnoliopsida; Gentianales; Rubiaceae.
GGAAGACGAUAACCACCCCCCCACCCAUAUAGGGAAAAAAAUAAUAAUAAAAAAAACCGAUACAAAUUCAUGUUUCCGCUUCCCAUUAUCGGAGAACGGCGGCGGCGGAGGAACAUGAGAAAAAAGAAAAUCUAGAAAAAUAAUGUCAUCAACCCAAUUAUUAUUAUAUUAGUACUAAAUAUAAUUAUAAUUAGGGGGAAAAGGGGGAGAAGAAGAAGAAGAGGCAAUGGUUUGUUUGUAUGUGCAGUUUUUUGGCUGCAAAAAGCGCAACAAAACAAAUACAGAAUUGAAGAAGAAGUAACAACUUCUUCUGUGCUCUCUGCUUUCCCUCUUCUUCCCUUUCCCGGUCAUCUCCAUCACUCUUUUUUUUUUUUUUUUUUACAAUUGUCAGUUGUUGUCUUCUUCUACCGUUUUCUUUCUUUUGCCUCUUUUUUAUUUUUCUCUCUUUUUUAUUUUUUGGUCACUUAAUAUUAAUAAUAAUGAUGUGUGUAUCCUGCUGUGAAAAAAUCCCAACCAAUUUCACAUAUAUAAACUCACACACACACACACAGUGUACACACACACAAGAACAGAAACUCUCCUUCAAUUUUCCGCAGCCCUUCUGAAUUAUCAUUUUUCAAAACACAGUCAAUUUGUAGUCUUUUUUUUUUUAAAACAAUUCCUUAUCAAAUUCUGUAUCUGGGUUUUUGUUUCCCUUUGAUGGAAUUAACCAUGGAAUGACUGACUCUCUGUUUUUUUAAGGUGAACCCAAAAACCCAGAGCUUUGUUUUCUGUAAAAAAACAAAAAGACCAAAAAAAAUUUAAAAAAUUAAAAACACCAAAAAUUUUUUUUAGGAAAUUAAAAUCAGUGAUUUAGAUAUGGGAGAUGUAGGAGGUGGGAAUGCAAGUGGUUCUGUAAUGGGGGACCGCUCCGUGGGUGAUAACCCGGACCCUGCUUCAAUUAAGCCGGAGAAUUGGGCUUUAGCUCAGGAAACCAUCACAGAAGUGAUUCAUGACGUACACCCCACAUUGGACACUGAAGAGAAGAGGAGUUACGUUAUUGAUUACAUUCAGAGGAUCAUUAAAGCUUCUCUUGGAUUUGAGGUAUAUCAAUUUUUUUUUUUCUUUCCGCCCCCGGGUUUUAGUUUUUUACUUGGUCUGCUCUUUUUGCAUGUCGUGUUUUUGUCUCGAGAUCGUUUGUUUUCAUUCGAUUUCAGUUCUCAAUUUGUGUGUUGUCUGUCUCUGUUUAGUUGGUUUUCGUUUUCCCGGCCGUUUUCGUUUUCUUUAAAAAAAUCGUUUUCUUCUGGAUGUUGAAUUUUGUGAUCAUCUGACGAGAAAUGAUUCCCUGAUGGAUAUUCUGUUAUCGUCUGUACUGUUAUGUGUGUUCUUAACCCGUUUGAAGGUUGUUUCAGCUCUGGAUGGGUUGUUACGUUACGUGUAUGCGAUCCUCUUUUGGCUGUGACUGUUACUAAGUUUAUCCGGUUGCACCAAUCAGCUUACCACCAGAACUGCCCAUCUGUUGUCCCAAGAGGGCAAUACUUUUUUUUUUUUUGGUUCAUGAUUAUUUUAUGGAAUUCAGAGAAUGAAUGGGGUUCUGAUUUUACCUUUAGAUUGUUCAUCGUGGAUGAUUAAACAAAAAUAAUAUUUUAUUUUUUUUUAAAUUAUGUGGUCUUAAGUAUUUGACUAUUUUUUGUUUUGUUUCAGGGUAAUUGAAAGUCUAUGUUGUUGUUGGCUUUGACAGUGAGAGUCAGCUGGUGGUGUUUUUUUAAGAAUUUCUUUGGCUCUCCUGUAUCUUGGUUUAUACUCACCAUUUUCUUGUUAUUUUAGCUUUUGAUUGCUUGUUUGUUUGGUGUUUGGUUUUUGCCUCUGAUAACUUGGAGGGAAAAAAACUGAAUUUGAAAAAGGAAAGAAAUUCGCGCGGGAGCGAGGUUUUUUAAAGUUAAUUUCUUAUUUGAACAGUUGCGACCCUAGCAUUUUCUUUUAUUUGAUCACGCGCCAUGAGAUUUUUAUGCUAUUCCUAGUUUCGCCUUAAUUGUGAGGCAAGAUUCCUGUUCCACAGUUUGUGUUUCUUGUGGAUAGGUCUUUGUCUGGAUCGCGUUGACUGUACGUCAUUCCUUGCGGCGAUUCUCUUCCCAGCGUUUGGGCACGCGCUGUCAUUCCUUCCGUGACAAGUGUUACCACGUUACUGGACUGUCUGAUUCGCUGCGGCAAACUUACUUUUGUCGCGACAAAUCCCACAUUUGUUGCGUCAAAAUUUAGUGUUGUUGUCAUUGGUUAUUUUUUCAGUUACACCUCAUCAUUAGCCUUCAACAUUUUCGUGUAGGUUCUUCCCUACAGCCAAAUCGGAAAGUUUCAAGAAUGACAUCUAUUUCGCAUAUUAACUUCUCUUUCACUUUUGGACUAUAAAUAGAGGAAGGAGGCGGGGCGUUGAUGUCUUCAGACAUACCUACAUUCGCUAUAUAUCUUCGUCCCUCUUUACAUUUCACUUCGGCAAUUUUCUUUUGGCUCCUUUUAGUCUUUUCAUAUGGUUCAGUUCCUCUCAAGACAUAUCUUCCUGAUGGAGAUAUUGACCUGACCAUACUGUGUUGGCCUCGACCUCCUGCUACUGGUGGUUCUUGGGCAGCUGAUGUUCUUUCUGUCUUUCAAAAGGAAGAGAAUGAUGAAAAUGCUGAAUUUGUAGUGAAAGAUGCCCAAUUCAUUGACGCUGAGGUCAAAAUAGUGAAAUGCAUUGUAGCCAAUAUUGUUAUAGAUAUAUCCUUCAAUCAGUUUGGAGGCCUUUGUACGCUAUGUUUUCUUGAGAAGGUUGAUCGGCUUAUUGGAAAGGAUCACCUCUUUAAACGUAGCAUUAUUUUGAUAAAAACUUGGUGCUAUUAUGAAAGCCGUAUUCUUGGUGCGCAUCAUGGUCUUCUGUCUACAUAUGCAGUGGAAACACUGAUUCUCUACAUUUUCCAUCUAUUCCAUUCAUCUUUAGAUGGACCUCUAGCGGUUCUAUAUAAGUUUUUGGAUUACUUCAGCAAGUUUGAUUGGGACAAUUAUUGUGUCAGUUUGAAAGGUCCAGUUUACAAGUCAUCUCUUCCUAAAAUUGUUGCUCAGAUGCCACAGGAAGAACGGAGCCGUUUUCUGCUUAGUGAAGACUUCUUGGCAAAUUGUAUGGAGAUCUUCGCGAUGCAAUCCCCGGACCAGGAAACAAACCCUCGUUUGUUUUGUCCAAAGAACCUCAACAUAAUUGAUCCUCUGAAGGAAUAUAACAACCUUGGGCGCAGUGUCCAUAGAGGAAACUUCUACCGGAUUCGCAGUGCUUUUAGAUAUGGGGCUCGCAAGCUUGGGCGAGUACUUUCACUACCUAAAGAUGAAAUUGCACAUGAGAUUAGGAACUUCUUCAGUAAUACUCUGCGAAGGCAUGAGCGCAUGUAUGGGUUCCGUAUGCAAGAUUCUGCUCAAGUACUCCACCCAGGAGUUCCUAUCACAUCCUUUUCAGCCGCUGCUGCAGUUUCAUCUGAGGCUUAUACUUAUAUGACAUCAUCAAAUUCACAGAAUCAUGCUCCUUCCCAAAUAAUCCCAGGCCUCAGUUACCCAGUGAAGGAAGCUCUUUCAGGAUACAAUCUCAUUGGGGAUGCUUGUGACCUUGCGAAGAAUAGCUACGUGGAUUUCAGGACUUCAAAUGCAACAUCUGAUAGUUCCCCUACCAGUGACCCAAGUUUUUCCUCUCUGGGCCAGUUUAUUCAUGUGCCUCAACUUAAAUUGUCCAAUUCAACUCCAAAAAGCUGCUGUGGCCAAAUUGAUGCAUGUGAUGCCGUUGGAGAUAAGUUUGUCCCUGAUACAUGCUUCGGAGACGGAGGCAUUGGUGUGGAGAUGGUCGACACCUCUCAAUCUAGUUCAGAUAGCUCGGAUGGAUAUGGCUCCUGCAGUUCAGCCGUCUCAACUCCAAAGAGCAACAGUUCGGAGACAUUAUCAUUUGAUUUUAGAGAGGACUUAGGUGACUUAGAUGAUGGAGAACCUAUAAAUCCUCUGGCCGACCUCACGGGUGACUAUGACAGUCAUAUCAGGAGUUUAUUACAUGGUCCAUUUCUCCAUAAGUUGGCUCUUUCAGAGUUUCUACUUCCCUGUCUUCCCAUGUCACCACAGCCGCAGUCCCAAAACCAGAAUUCAUGGCAUCCUGUUCAUCAAUCCAUGCCUCUAGAGCAGCACUCAUUUUCUCAAACUAGCUCUACCUAUACUUCUCUCACACACGCUGCAAGCAGCUAUGCACCUUUCUUUCCUGCUUCUGCCUCUGAGGAUAAUCAAAGACCUCAAGCUGUCCAUCAAUCUGUGCCGCCAGAGAAGCACUCAUUUUCUGAAACUAACUGGACCUUUACUUCCGUCAAACAAGCUGCAAGCAGUCUUUCAGCCAGUGCUCCUGCUUUUUCUUCCGAGGAGAGUAAAAGGCCUCGAGGGACAGGCACUUACUUGCCAAUGAUGAUGUUGCAGGAUAAUUACACCAGGGAUGGCCCGUAUCAACGUUGGGAUAGGUUGUCGUCAUCUUGGAGUCAUUCGCGGAGACAGUACUCUAAUGGCUAUGGCCAUGAUUCUACCUACUCACAGGUGCACCUUUCUGCAAAAGGUGGUCGUGAAAACUUUCAUGCUCGGGGCCCAGUUCCAACUCAGAAGAAGUCGUCUGGAAUAUCCAGCCAGUCUAACUGUGGCAAGGAAUAUCGCAAUCGUGCUAAUGGAAUCUCCAACUCACUACAGAAAAUUGAAUUUGGAUCCAUUGGACGUUUGGUGGAUGGAGUGAUAUCGACCUCCUGCAAUGUUAGUGCCUUGGUUACCAAUAGCCAUUUGAAUUCAUCCUCAAGUUUCGAAAAAGUUGAAGAAAAGGUUGCAGAUGAGCCAUUAUGCCUUAUGAAUGAAGCUGAGUUCCCCCCUCUGUCCAUAUGAAUGCUUUUAGGAAGAAAGGUUAAGUUAUUACAUAGGGACUAUAGAGAAACAGCAAAGCGAGGUGGUAAACUUAGAUGUUAACAAACUGUAGAAGAGAAAUUAGACAUGAAAAAAAAAAAAACUCUAGGGCUGAAGAAGUUCAACUUGGGGUUUUAUUUUGAUGCUCGUUUUGAACCUGUUUUUAGGCAGCUAAAUUAAUUUUUAGCUGUGUUGUUGUAGUUUAAACGAAAAAAUGUUUUGUAACUUUAUCAAAGUACCUUUUUUUUUUUUU